UGUGUGCAGGGUAGAGGGAGUGUGCGGAAGACAGGGAGAGGGAGAGUGUGAGCGAAGGGAACGGGAACUGUAAGCCAGUCACAGUAUCUCCUUCCCACUGCACCAGCGGUGAUGGACAGCUCCUCUCCUCGCCGCUCUUCAAAAGGUUCCUCUUUAUUUUCAGUAGGUUUAGCUUUGUCUUCUGUACUUCACUCCAGGAAAUUGUAUUUUUGUCUGUUCAGGUAUUUAUUUGUCGUAAGCUCAGUUCGACUGGGGAAAUGAGAGGAGAGAGAGACAGAGGACAGCACUGAAACUGGGACUGUCUCUGUACUGGUGGAGUGGUUUCUCUUUUUUUUGUGCCUGGGUAUUUGCUACGAGGUGCAGACGUAUUGGGUGGAAGAAAGAGUCGAAAGGCCAGAAAGCCACGCCUCCCCUAAACAAAAAGCUAAUUUGAAUGGACAUGUAUAAGUAAUAUUAACAAUAGUGGAAACGAGGGGAGGCUGAUGUAAAGCGCUUUCACCCGUAGCUAUUUCGGGAAUGUCACUGGCAAAACAGAACCAAAAACAAGUUGAAGGGAUAAAGAAGUGGAAUGCAGAUCCCACACCCAUCGCAGAGUGCGUCCUGAAGAGGAUUUCUAAGGCGACACAGUCAGAGGAGCUGAGACACUCAGAUGGCCUCUACCGGCUCUAGUACCCAUUGAUUGGGAUUGUGUGUAAGACUGUUGGCAACUCCAAAAUUCUUUGCCUCAAUCUUCUUUACAACCAGCUUUUGCCCCUCACAACCUUGAGGACGAAAGUUUCAUAAAAGUGUGUGGAUUGGGAUUUCAGAGAUCAAAGCUUGAUUUGUGGCUCCAGCGUGCUCGUGCACACACAACAGAAUACAGAUUUUGCUGCGCCUCGUUUAGCUUCUCUCUGACUGGAGAGCAUUGUAAACAUAAUUCCCCCAGUGCUCUGUGGAACGAGAGCUGUGACAUUAACACCCGCCGAGAGCCCAGUGUUUUUCUAGCGUGUCUGUGUUUUGAUUCGGACAAUAGCUGAGCAUACAUGGGGUCAAGACUCGCUACCCCAAAAUAAGAGGAUGCAUACAACAGGACUGAAAACUAACUGCUGCACUCCAGACUUUAGAAGGGACUUUAUUGGAGGUAAAAACCAAACACAAUGGCUAAUGUGGAUGUAAAUACUCCUAUGACUUCUGGAUUUUAUCAUCUGCUCUUUUUCUGAUGCUGAACAAGCUAUUUGAAAGCCUAAAUUACAUUCUUGUUCUAUCAGUAAAUGUUUUAACACUUUUUUUCUCUUAUCGAUAGUCUCAAGAUAGGAGUCACAUGCUCCUUGUCUUAUUUAAUCAGCAGUAGGAUCUGCACCGUGUCUGCCUGCAUGCUUCUUUCCCACAUGUCAACUACCCUGCACCUCCUGCGCUUUUUGCCCUUGUGAGGACAGCCCCUGCCCUCAUCCCCUAGCCGCCCAGAGGCAGGAGAUGUGGCCAGGGACUGUCAGGGACCGCAGUGGGGAUCCCUGCCGCCGGGAUAGAUGCUUGGUGUAACAUUGGCCGACCUUUUUCUGUUUGUGGAGGAAAUAUAUAUUUUUCUUUCUUCAACAAUAACCCCACUGGCUCUAAGCAUGACUGAUCAGAAAAGGAGAGCCAAGCUGGUACUCUUAUUUUCCUGUGGGCUGUAUUGAUUUUCGUCAGUCAGUGUUCAUUUGAUUGAGACCCAACUAUGUGAGAGCAAAAGUGAAAGAGAGCGAGGAUAAAGCUCUGUUUGCUGUGGGAGGCUACAGACAGACAGCAGGGGCGGACUGGUCUCCAGUUACAGACCAUCUGCAUCGCAGGUGGCACAGCACAAACCUGACCCACAACAAUGAAUCAGUCAGCGCUGACAACAGACCUGGUACCCACUGCCAACAGCAGCCUUGUGGGCCCGGAUCCCAACCACUCUUGCCCCCUUGGCUGGGGCCAGAACGAGGGCCUGGAGGCCUGCGUCUUGGAGACUGCCGUCAUCGUGCUACUGACAGUGCUCAUCAUCGCUGGAAACCUGACAGUGAUCUUCGUGUUCCACUGCGCCCCGCUACUGCACCACUACACGACCAGCUAUUUCAUCCAGACCAUGGCCUAUGCUGACCUGCUGGUGGGCCUCAGCUGCCUGGUGCCCACCCUGUCCCUGCUGCACUACCCGGCCGGCGUCCAGGAGCCCAUCACCUGCCAGGUCUUCAGCUACGUCAUCUCGGUACUCAAGAGUGUCUCCAUGGCCUGCUUGGCCUGCAUCAGCGUGGACCGUUACCUGGCCAUCACCAAACCCCUGUCCUACAACCAGCUGGUGACACCGUGCCGGCUCCGUGGCUGCAUCGCUCUCAUAUGGGUCUACUCCUGCCUGAUGUUCCUGCCCUCCUUCUUUGGCUGGGGCAAGCCGGGCUACCACGGAGACAUCUUUGAGUGGUGCGCCCACUCUUGGCCCACCUCGGCGCUCUUCACAGGCUUUGUGGUGUGCCUGCUAUACGCUCCCGCUGCUCUGGUUGUCUGCUUCACCUACUUUCACAUCUUCCGCAUCUGCCAGCAGCACAACCGGGAGAUCAGUGAGAGGCGGGCACGCUUCCCCAGCCAGGAGAUGGAGGCCGGGGAGGGUGGUGGCAGUGGUAGCGGUGGGGGGCACCACACGGGUCACGGGCCUGACCGGCGCUACGCCAUGGUGCUCUUCCGCAUCACCAGCGUCUUCUACAUACUCUGGCUGCCCUACAUCAUCUAUUUCCUUUUGGAGAGCUCACACGUGCUGGACAGCCCCGCCCUGUCCUUUGUAACCACCUGGCUGGCCAUCAGCAACAGCUUCUGCAACUGCGUCAUCUACAGCCUGUCCAACAGUGUGUUCCGCCUGGGCAUGCGCCGCCUCUCGCAGACACUCUGCUCCUUCAGCCACUGUGCAGCUGACGACAGGGACUUUGGUGAACCCAAACCCAGGAAGAGGCCAAAGUCCUGCUCCAUCUGAGGAGUUGCAGGCUAUUGUUAAAGAAGCCACACAUUUGGUUACACAAGGUCAUAUCUUUACAAAGCUGCUGACUAUUCAAUUGACAGGGCUGUCCCAAAGAAAAAUACUUUAGGCUCUGACGGUUUGUUUGAAGAAUACCAAUGACUUUGCUGUAGUCAUGCCAAGUCAUGAUUUAUGGGCAAAAAUGUGAUUGCUGAGAGAAGCUAGAUUUUUGUAAAGGUUUAGUUUCUGAACUAAGUCGAUGAGAGAUUGGCACUACAUUUUGACUUUAGACCUGCGAAGUGGGGUAUAGCUGGUAAAUCAAAAUGUAUUGGUCGCUUACACAGUUUAGCGGGUGGUAUAGCAGGUGCAGUUAAAUGCAUGUUACUAGCUCCUAACAGUGCAGUAAAAUAUCAAACAAGUACAAACAAAACCAAAAAAACAAAUGUCAGAACAAAUCAAAUUAACUCCAAUAUCAGUAAUCCAUAUGCUGUACAUGUACUGUAUGUACAGCCUUAUGUACAACAUCAUUCCACCAUGGUUACCAUGGUUACCUCAGGCUUUGACGUUUACAUUUGUUUGUUUCUCGUCAGUCAGGUUAAGUAAAGGACAAAGUUAGGACAAAACACUUUCCUCAAACAUUGAUGGUGACCUCAUGAUUUUACUGUCUCUGAUUUCACAGUUUUGUGGACUAAAAUGUAUUGAAUUUGAAUGCCAAUAUUGGACUGCUACUAUAGGCCUGUUCUUAGUAGGCACACGAAGGCUGAAUUAGUACAGACGUAAUCCUCAUUUGCAUACACUCACUUUAGGAGUUCACAUGUGCGUGCAAAUGGCUGACUAUUCACUUACUGUAUAUACAUGCUCCUUGGCAAUGGUGGCGCCCACCACACUGAUGUACAUAACAACAGAUCGUUCGUUGCCUUGACCUGUCAUGACAAAGUUUUGCAGAGUUUGCAGAAGGUUUGUUAGCAAACACAACAUUGUUCAACGUGUGUUAAAAGACUUUCGGGCAGCCCAAAACCGAGAGACGUGGGAGUCAAUUUGACGAGUUAAGCAAACUACAAAAAAAAACACAAAGCUGGUUUAGUUUGAUUAGAUAUUUAUAUAUAUUUGGCAUGGAACAUUUUAGUUAAAAAAAAAAAAACUUUGUCAAUGCCUCAGAUCCAGUAGCUGUUUAGAUGAGUGAUUAGUCAUGUCCACUAGUGAACACUACCCUCUUUAUCUUUGGCUGCUCAUCAGAGAUCGUCUCCACUUCAGCAUCGGCUUCAUAUGUAUGACUCUGUCCCCUUACCUUUUCCAUGCUAAGUGCAGACCCUGUUCCUUUUUAGGGUGCAGUAAAUGCAUCAUGACGACUGGUCUUGUUGUGUAUUUUACUGUUUGAUACAGCACAGGUGUAGUCAUUCCAAGCUUUUCUCGUACAUUCUCAGAAUUCCGCAUUUUAUUUUAACAGAUAAUGUUGAAAUAUCCAUACAGGGGCACAUUUUCAGUAAUACCCAAGACUAUUGUGAGAUGAGAUUCUUAUGGUUAUAGGCCAUGUGUAGGUAGACCUGUGUGGAAAAAACAAUCAGCACAGCCAACUUAAACUCUCUAUAUCGUGACUGUUUAUGUUCAACAUUAUGCUGCUUAACCUGUGUAUUCAUUCCUCUUUUUGCUUUACAGAUGGUUUCUAUAUAUGUGCCUAAAGAUGUCAUACAUAUAUAUAUUGGAAAAUAGAUCACAAAGAUGUACAUUCUGUUCUUCUAUAUGGUUACAAGGAUACACUGCACUUAUUUGGAUUUAUUUUUUACGCUGGCUGCGUAACAUUGCAUUUUGUAACGUGACCUUCCUUUUGACUUGACCCAAAAUCCAUCAAGCUUGUAUUUGCAGUAGUACCAUACAAUGGUACCAUCUUGUUUCAACACCUUUUCAAAUCAAAUGAACUUUUAUUUGUCACAUGCACCAAAUUCAAAUACAAGGUAUAGACUUUACUGUGAAAUACUUACGAGCCCUUUCCCAACAAUGCAGAGUUAAGAAGUGAAAAGGAAAUAGUAACACAAUAAAAUAACAAUAACGAGGCCAUGUACAAGGUGUACUGGUACUGAGUCAUUGUGCAGGGGAUUGGGGUAGUUGAGGUUAUAUGUACAUGUCAGUAGGGUGAAAGGUGACUUGGCAAUCAGGAUAUAUAAUAAAUCAAGUAGCAGCAGUGUAUGUGAAAGUGUGUGUUUUGGCGUCAAUAUGCGCGUGUGUGUGUGAGCGUACAGAGUACAAAACAUAAGGGACACCUUACUAAUAUUGAGUUGCACCCCCUUUUGCCGUCAGAACAGCCUCAAUUCAUUGGGGUGUGGACUCUACAAGGUGUCGAAAGCAUUCUACAGGGAUGCUGGCCCAUGUUGACUCCAAUGCUUCUCACAGUUGUCAAGUUGGCUGGGUGUCCUUUGGGUGGUGGACCAUUCUUGAUACACACAGGAAAAUGUUCAAUGUGAAAAACCCAGCAGCUUUGCAGUUCUUGACACAAACCGGUGCGUUUGACACCUACUACCAUACCCCGUUCAAAGGCACCUCAACUUUUGUCUUGACCUUUCACCCUCAAAGGCACACCUACCCAAUCCAUGGCUGUUGUCUCGAGGCUUAAAAAAAUCCUAAUUUAUCCUGUCUCAUUUAACAUCAUUACAUUUAAGUCAUUUAGCAGACGCUCUUAUCCAGAGCGACUUAUCCCCUUCAUCUACACUGACUGAAGUGGAUUUAACAGGUGACAUCAAUAAGGAAUCAUAGCUUUCACCUGGUCUCUCACACACUACAUACCCACCCACACUGCCUCAUUAUUAUGUUUAUUUUCCAUUUCUCUCUUCAGAAACCUACAAUCACACCUGAUUCUAUCUAGACUGAUUCUCUCUAGAAUUACCCACAGAUAGUUAUUUCUGUUUGCACGCUAAAGCAAGUCACACACAUGGAGAGAAAAAAAUAUUUCUCACUUCUCAAACAAUGUGCCAUCUUUUAUAAAUGGUAAAUCAAUAUUGUUGACAAGCUACUUUCUCUCUGGAUUUUGCUUUACAGUAAAUGUUGUACUGGUGGUUUCAUGAGAUUUUAAUUGGUUACACUUUCCACAGUAACGCUAGUGGAAUAGUUUCAUUCUAACAAACAAGUUAUUGAGAAUAUACCACUUUGACUCAUUUUUUGUUUUCAGAAAACAGUCUGUGGUUACUAGGCAGUGUAAUUACCUAACCGUUAUACAGUCUAUAUUGACACUGCAGUAAGUGUUACCCAAUUAAUUUAGUUUCUUCUUUAGUUUCCAUCCUUUUUUCUUUUUUUUUACAGGUAAUUUCUCUGCCAGUAGUUGAAUGAACUGUGUACUGAUUCAGUAACACGGGUUUCUUUUAUAACCAUGUGCCGCUAAAUGUUCACUUUUCCACAUGUCUAUUAUAAUGACCAAACUCGUUUCCAAUUUCUUUCUGAAGUGAUGAAAAUGCAAAAAUUUCAAAAACAACUGACUUCAAGUGCAUUUGUUAGGGUGUUGUAUCUUACAGAUGUGAUUUAAUACAGUACAACGUCUUUAUUUAUUUUUAUUCAAAAUUUCUAUGCUACUUUGUUUUAAUAGGAGUAUGUAUAGUAUCUGUUUUGUGUUCAGGCAACAACAAAAAACAUAAAAACAAUCGUAUGACAAAAUCUCGCCCAGUGACGACUCAUACCAACUAGGCUGCUUUAUAUGACGUGACAUGUUUUGGAUUAGACGACAAAUCAAGAAAUUACACACCAUCUAUUUUUUUAUUUCUGAGAUUUUGUCAAAGGCUAUGGUUUUGCUGUUGCUGCCAAUCCAAUAUAACUGAUGAAAAUAAAAAUCUAGUAAUGUUGCCUUUGAA
Oncorhynchus masou masou (cherry salmon) is the source of this 6768-nucleotide messenger RNA. RefSeq names its product G-protein coupled receptor 52-like. Gene Ontology annotation, molecular function: G protein-coupled photoreceptor activity. Bases 1835 to 2953 code for a protein of 372 amino acids. Gene Ontology annotation, cellular component: plasma membrane. Gene Ontology annotation, biological process: cellular response to light stimulus; phototransduction; G protein-coupled receptor signaling pathway. The record is from RefSeq and is a predicted model, not a curated record. The transcript has a single exon. NCBI's taxonomy places the organism in Eukaryota, Metazoa, Chordata, Actinopteri, Salmoniformes, Salmonidae.